GAUGCCGCCCUGCGCUACGACAGUCGAUCACCAGGCGUCGCCACCGACGCACGUGUCUAAGCGCUCGGCAAAAUUAUGCCACAGCGUAAAAAUCCGUAUUUUCGAUUCCGACUGUUCAACGGUUAUGUUCGAGUGUCGUCUCUCAACUAUUUCUGUCACUGUGACUAAAAUUAAAUUGUGAAUGUAAGUGUUGGCAAAUGUUCGUUUUGGUUCUAUAUGUUUUGUUUUUUCAGUGAUUUCAGUGAUUCGAAGUGGGUGAUUUGAUUCGUGAAAAGGUUUUUUUACUGUUGUGAAGUGGUGACUGUUCGGUGAGGAUUGGCAAGCGGAUGGGAUUGGCUGAUAUAACCAUUUUUGGGUUCAUACUCCUGGGAUCCAGAAUAAUUAGACUGGAAAUGGCGUGAAAAUGCGAACAACGGAUAAAACCCCGAAGCACACACUCCCUUCAUUCGAAAACGCAUUGGAAACACAAAAUUCAACAUACUCUCUAAGUGAAAAUGUAUGUUGAACUAUCCACAAAGCAUCUGAGAACAGAGAGAGUGAAAAAGAAAAGAGAGAAAAAAUAUCUAAAACAAAAGACUGUGAUAAAGAGUACGAUUCAAAAUUGUUGCUGAAGAAACAAUCGGUAAUGAUGAAACAGGAAGAGUUGGCUGCAAGAAGAAGUCAGGGGAAUAGAAUUUGUAACCAAAGGUUGCAUACGAGGAUAGUGAAGCAAGCGAGAUAAAGACCGCGCCCCAUGGAUCUUCCCAACGGCACCGCCAACGCGACCGGCGGCCACGAUGUGGACCUCUCCUACGCCGUCAUGUUCCAGCUGCGAACCGCCAUCCUGUUGCUUAUCGUCAUCAUGGCCGUGCUCGGGAACCUGCUGGUCAUCGUCAGUGUUAUGCGGCAUCGGAAGCUCCGCGUCAUCACCAACUACUUCGUGGUGUCGCUCGCGUUCGCCGACAUCCUGGUGGCCGUCGCCGUCAUGCCGUUCAACUUCAGCGUGCAGUUCUACCACGAGUGGAUCUUCGGACAGGUGAUCUGCGACCUGUGGAACUCGUCAGACGUGUACUUCACGUCGACGUCGAUCCUGCACCUGUGCUGCAUCUCCGUGGACCGCUACUACGCCAUCGUCAAACCGCUGAAGUACCCCAUCAAGAUGACUAAGAAGAUGGCGUUCGUGAUGUUGGCAGCGACCUGGCUGAGCCCGGUGACGAUAUCCUACGCCCCAAUCUUCAUGGGCUGGUACACCACCGAGGAACACCUCGAGUUCCGCAAGUACAACCCGAGGACCUGUGACUUCAAGGUCAACAAGCCCUACGCAGUCAUAUCCAGCUCCAUCUCCUUCUGGAUCCCGUGCACCAUCAUGAUCUUCACAUACCUAGCCAUAUUCAAAGAGGCGAAUAGACAGGAAAAAGCUUUACACGCCAGAGCCGGCAACGCUAUGUUGAUGCACCGGCAUUCCAGAGAGGUAAAUGACAAGAAUGGAGCGUUGCACAUAAACACGCCGACUAAAGACAAGAAUAUACUAAGGAUGAAGCGAGAGCAUAAAGCCGCAAGGACUCUUGGUAUCAUCAUGGGUGCUUUCAUCCUGUGCUGGCUUCCAUUCUUCCUGUUCUACUUAUCGACAUCCUUGUGUGGUGACGGCUGCGAUCCACCUGAAACGGUGACUGUGAUUAUGUUCUGGACUGGAUACUUCAAUUCAGCGUUGAACCCAAUCAUUUAUGCGUAUUUCAACAGGGACUUCCGUAAUGCGUUCAAGAACACUCUGGCUUGUGCGUUCUGUAGCUUUUGCAGGCGAAGUGCGACGGAUCUGGACGCUUUAGACCGCCUCGACCGGAGAGGGUCAGGUCAGUUGAGAGUUCCUAUGGCCUCUAGACGUGCGUCAGAUUUGACGUCUCUUUGAGUUUCGCCUUACUCGUCUUGAUCAGUGGUGACUGCUGUGUAGUCAAGGCCUAGUGCGGCAACGAAUAGGACAGUUAUGAAGACAGUGAAUCGAAGUGCUAGUGAUAUAAAGAGUUUGGCCUAAUAUUGAUGGGACGUGAGGUCGUGUAGUGAAUCUGUAAAUAAUAGGUUAGUUCAUAAACUGUCUGGGUGUUUUUUAGUGGAUUGGUUAAGUGGAUUUUUGAACUUAUUGCAAUUUAUCAGUUAAUUUAGAUUAAGAAUAAUUUUAUGCAAAGUAAAGCAUAAUUAUAUUAUGUUUUGUCUGUAAGGUACCUAUUUAAGUAAGUUAGGUAUACCUAUUAUAAUUACUUACCAAAUAUGAACAAAUUUUACUUUUAAGUAGAAAAUUUUAAAAGGUUAUUAAUAGGAAUGUAGGUAUUAUCGAAAAUGUUAGACGUAUGGUAUGAUUAAUUUAUCUCAAUCUAAGUGAUUACUAACAACGUACCUAAUAUUGAAACCAAAAAUAAUAAUUAUUAUUCAAUCAACUUUUAAUAUAUCUCAAUGUGUACAGUAGCUAAACAUUUUUGUAAUUUGUCAAAAAUAAGAAACAGUCAAUGUUGGAAUUAAUGAAUAAGGCGGUUUGUAAGUUGGACAAGGUAAAAAGGAUAUACUUAGCUACUUAUAAAACUAACUGUAAGUAGGCAUUCACACCCCCAGAACAAAAGGGCUCAUCUCAAAAUAUCACAAAUUUGAGUUACAAUAUAAAAUUAUUUA
Messenger RNA from Plutella xylostella (diamondback moth), 2637 nucleotides. RefSeq names its product octopamine receptor (gene OAR2). Gene Ontology annotation, cellular component: plasma membrane. The record is from RefSeq and is a predicted model, not a curated record. Gene Ontology annotation, molecular function: octopamine receptor activity. Gene Ontology annotation, biological process: adenylate cyclase-activating adrenergic receptor signaling pathway; positive regulation of MAPK cascade. Lineage: Eukaryota; Metazoa; Arthropoda; Insecta; Lepidoptera; Plutellidae.